Melanotaenia boesemani (Boeseman's rainbowfish) is the source of this 750-nucleotide messenger RNA. RefSeq names its product mitochondrial ribosomal protein S17 (gene mrps17). Bases 119 to 553 code for a protein of 144 amino acids. Gene Ontology annotation, cellular component: ribosome; mitochondrial small ribosomal subunit. Lineage: Eukaryota; Metazoa; Chordata; Actinopteri; Atheriniformes; Melanotaeniidae. Gene Ontology annotation, molecular function: structural constituent of ribosome. The transcript has 3 exons. Gene Ontology annotation, biological process: mitochondrial translation. The record is from RefSeq and is a predicted model, not a curated record.
CUUACGUCAUCAGCACAAGCCGUUUAGCAAGCAUGGAGGAUGCCAGUUGCUGAAGAAUUUUUUGACCUUCUCAACUUAUUUCGUUAGGUUACUUUCAGGUUCAUUAAAUCUGUGCAGAAUGUCUGUCAAACAUGCAUCAGUCCAUGCCAAAUGGGUUAUCGGCAGAGUAAUAGGGACCAAGAUGCGCAAAACUGCCAAAGUGAGAGUGACGAGGCUGGUGCUUGACCCCUACUUACUCAAGUACUACAACAAAAAGAAGACCUACUUUGCCCAUGAUGCUUUGCAACAGUGCACUAUGGGAGACAUUGUCCUGCUCAAGGCACUGUCUGAGCCCAAAUCCAAACAUGUGAAGCAUGAACUGGCUGAGAUAGUGUAUAAAGUUGGUCGGGUGGUUGAUCCACUGACGGGAAAGAGAGUUGCAGGCUCUGAGUUUGUGGACCCUCUGUCUGACCUUAAACUUGAAGAGGAAACAACAUUGUUAGAAAAACUACAGGAGCUCAACAUCUCUGCUGCCUCCAGUGGUGCUGAAUCAGCACAAAGUUCCACUUCAUGAUGGAAAACUGUUCUUCCCUGCUUGCCUCAAUGCCACUCUGUAAUGGUUUUGUUUCUGGUGUUACGUUUAUUUGCCAGUAGUCUAACAAUAUUGAAUUAUUUACAAUAAAAUGAUACUGGGAAUUAAUCAUGUCCUUAAUAAUGUAUGUAUAGUGUCUGUGUGUAUUUACCAUUAAAAAGAUUAUGUGAUAUUAUAAA